Molecule: messenger RNA, 1860 nt
Organism: Macrosiphum euphorbiae (potato aphid)
Lineage: Eukaryota; Metazoa; Arthropoda; Insecta; Hemiptera; Aphididae
Source: the annotation of a GenBank genome assembly
AUGAAAGUGAACAGAAUAGUAAAACCCGCGUCACAUGAAAAACGGUAUGAUCUUAGGACUGCCGACUGGGAUCUGUUUCACGCCACGCUCCUUAGCGAAAUUGGAAGCAUCGCAGAAUGUUCCAUUGAAUCCUCGGCUUUAGGCAUUAACCGUGUGCUGGCAACUGCUGCUGAUCGUGCGAUCCAGCGCAAAAAACCGAGUGGAAACCAAGGUAGGAACAUCUGGUGGUCACCCAUAAUCUCUACGCUCCGACAAACCCUUGUCCGUAAGAGACGAGAAGGACUCAGGAGUAGUGACAGACUUGCGUAUAACAGUUUACGGAAUGAAUUCCUGACUGCAAUUAGAAAUCAUAAAUCAGCCGCUUGGAAGUGCUUUGCGGAUGGACUGAACGCUAACCCAUGGUGCAAAGCAUUCAAAUGGGCAAAGGGUAGCUAUAGCACGAAUAAUAUGCCCAGCUCCAAGACAAAGCCAGACGGAUCUCUCACAACUGACUGCAGUGAGACGGCCGAACUCCUGCUGGAUACCUUCGUACCCGCAGAUCCCGAUCUGGCACGUAGCGACAUGGAUCUUCACGGGCCUACACUAAUUAGGGAACCUCCCGGCCCAGAUGAAAUAAAAGCCGCCAUAUGGCGCAUGCGGCCCACCGGAGCACCUGGCGCAGAUGGCAUUACCGCAGCCUUACUAAGGAAUGCGUGGCCAGCUCUACGUGAUCAUAUCACUAAUCUAUUUGGCAGAUGCCUUCAAGAUGGAACAUUUCCUGACUGCUGGAAAGUCGCCAAGCUAGUCAUUAUCCCCAAACCGGGUCGGUCAGACCCUUGUAAUGUAAAGUCCUUUAGACCCAUUAGCCUACUUCCAGCACUGGGCAAGGCAUUGGAAACUCUUAUAAUUAAAAACAUAGGACUGGAGACCAACUUAGACUCCUUUGCAGCACAGCACGGCUUCACUGUUGGCAUAUCCACAGUUAGUGCUCUGAGCAGUGUACACGAGCGAAUCGAUGCGUCCAAAUCCAGACACAUUUUCGGGACAUUCCUCGAUAUCACGGGCGCAUUCGAUAACGUCAGAUGGUCUCCUCUGCUCACUCAAAUGCAGAGUCUCGGCGCCUCGCUCGACACUUGGAAAAUCGUAAAAUCGUACCUCCGCAACAGGUGGGCAGUCCUGGAACUUGAAGGCAUCCACUAUCGGAGGAUGCUCGCUAGGGGAUGCCCUCAGGGGUCUCAACUUGGUCCGACCCUUUGGAAGAUUGCUAUGACUCCAAUAUACGGCAAAAUACCAGAAACUAGUACAAUGAAAAUUGUCACAUACGCUGACGACAUUCUCUUAAUGGUUGGUGCCGCUAGGCCAAAGACGGCUUUCCAGCGUAUAGAAAGAAAUUUGGACAUUCUCAAUGAUUGGGCCUUCACGUUUGGCCUCGAGUUCUCCGCCAGCAAAAGCCAACUUCUCUCCCUCAAAGGCGGCUUGAAACCUGGCUACAGUGUACGCUUUGGCACGAGAGCAGACGCUCCUAUGAUAAUGUCCACGGCCACGGCCAAAUACCUCGGAGUUUACCUUGACCCGAGACAGAGCUUCUGGGACCACAUUGAAUAUGUGAGCAAAAAAUCUAAGAACAUGUACUGUCGGAUGAGACGACUCCGCUCCUCGAACUGGGGCAUGGGACAACUUGCGGCCAGGACCAUUUACAGAGGCGUUUUCCUACCCCGUGUCACCUACGCCGCUGAGAUAUGGGCUUCAGGGACUAAACUUGAAAAAAGCAAAAAGAAUAUUGCUCAGCGCACAGAGAGCUCCCCUCUUGGCCAUGACCGGUGCCUACAACACCGCGUCAACGAACUGCCUUCCAGCAGUUGCAGGCACUAUGCCCCUUGA